AUGGAAUUCAAUUGUACCUGCGAUACUCAUUUGUCAUUGAUGGAGUUUGCUUACAAUAACAAUUACUACUCUAGUAUAGAAAUGGGUCAUUUUGAAGCUUUAUAUGUUAGAAAGUGCAGAACAAAAAUUUGUUGGGAUGAUACUAGUAAGAGGAAGUUAAUUGGCCCUGAAUUGGUUCAAAUAACUUUAGAAAAUAUGAAAUUCAUCAGAGAAAAGUUGAAACCGAAACAAGAUAGAAAGAAAAGUUGUGAAGAUAGGUGCGGAAAAGAUCUUGAAUUCGUAGUUGGAGAUAAAUAUAUUGCAAAUCAUUCUCAUGUUUUAGAGUCUCAACCAGUUCAGUUGGAGGAGAAUUUGACCUAUAUAGAAAAGUCAAUGAGAAUUCUAAACAGAAAGAUGCAAAAACAGAGAAGUAAGACAAUUUCACUUGCAAAUGUACUUUGGAAGAAUCAGACAGCAGAAGAGGUUACAUGGGAGCAUGAAAAUCAGAAGCGUACUCAAAUUCUCAUCUAUUCAUUACCUAGCCAGUUGCCUGUUGAAUUUUGA
Messenger RNA from Olea europaea var. sylvestris, 543 nucleotides. RefSeq lists its product as uncharacterized. The record is from RefSeq and is a predicted model, not a curated record. The transcript is spliced from 3 exons. NCBI's taxonomy places the organism in Eukaryota, Viridiplantae, Streptophyta, Magnoliopsida, Lamiales, Oleaceae. The coding region runs from base 1 to 543 and encodes 180 amino acids.